UCAGUUUUGUAUAGGAGAGAAGUUGAGAAGGCAAAGGAAAAGAGUAGAACAAAAAUGGAGGAGAGAGAGAAAGGGAAAACAAACGAGAGAUGGGAUACAGCGAUCGCAAAUCUAACGGAGAUGUCAGGAAAUUUGGAAUCUCUUGAAAAACUUCUUUUGAAAAAAGCUGUUUUUGUUGAUGAAGACACCUUCAAUAAAGCUUCUCUUGCUUCCCACCAAGCUCGCACCAUCAAGGUUCUUGAGCAAAGAGUAGAGACUUUGGAACGAGAGCUUGAUGCUUCAAUUACAGCUGCUGCUCAUGCUCGUUCAGAGAAAAGACAAGCUGAGGCAGCUCAAAAGGCAGCUGAAUUGCGCACACAGGAAAUCACUAAAGAGCUUGAGAACACAUCAAAGGUAUUUGAGCUGCAUAUGCAAGAGCUGCGUGCAAAACAGGAGGAGAUUAGCAAGAGGGAUAACGAUAUCAAACUGUUGGAAGCUAUUAUUCAAACACUAGGCGGGAAGAGUCCAAUUCAACGAACCCCUCGUAGUUCUUCUUCUUCCUAGUUAUCUUUUUUUUUUUUCUUCUCUUUUUGAUGAUAGGUUACUGUAACUCUGUAAGUCAGUGAUUUCCCCUUUAAACUUGAAAAUUAUAAGUUGGCUAUUUAUCUGAUUUCUACCUUUCUUUUUGUAUAUAAGUACUGAAACCCUUUUCCACUUGUACAAAAAAGUUCUAAAUGAAAUGGCAUUCAGUGAUUUCAUUUGCUUAA
This is a messenger RNA of Beta vulgaris subsp. vulgaris (sugar beet), 746 nucleotides long. RefSeq lists its product as hypothetical. The coding region runs from base 55 to 543 and encodes 162 amino acids. The transcript has 3 exons. NCBI's taxonomy places the organism in Eukaryota, Viridiplantae, Streptophyta, Magnoliopsida, Caryophyllales, Amaranthaceae. The record is from RefSeq and is a predicted model, not a curated record.